UCCACUGUCGGAAGGAAGCUCAGACAGAUUCCUUAAAGUAUUUGCUUAGUCAUUAUCCUUCUAUUAGGGGAGUACAAAGUUAACGUUGUCUUUUACUGACCUACUACACAGACCAAGGCCUGCAACUAGCUUUACUUGAUUCCUUUGAUUACAAGUCGUCAUAGGUGACGCAGAGCGUAACACAUCAUGUCCUCCGCAGUACCGCGUCUGGCAGUAGUCGCCGCUGGAUCCAUGGGCGCUGCCGUGGCUAAACGUCUGAUCAGCUUCGGCUGUACAGUUUACACCAACCUUGAUGGCCGCUCUGAAGCCACACGAAAGCGAGCACAAGAUGCAGGGAUGAUUGACCUCCCCCUCGACGAGCUUGUGCUCAAGUCAGACUGGAUCCUGAGUAUCUUACCACCAAGAGAUGCUGUGUCGUUUGCAGAAAAGAUACAGGAAGUCGCCGCAAGACAUGGGAGCGCAUUACCUUCCCCACAGACGUUUGUUGACUGCAAUGCUGUCAACCCAGAAACGGUAAAACGUAUCGCGGCGUUAUUUUCAGGGACAGGCAUCGAGUUUGUUGAUGCUAGCAUUAUUGGAGGAGCCCCGAGAGGCGACCAUAAUCCUACAUUCUACGCAUCAGCGGAAGAUGUGAAAAUUUUGGAUGAAUUUACUGCAUUGUCAAAGUAUGGUUUGAAAGUAUCUCCCCUUAAAGGAGAAGGCGCGGGGGUCGGAGACGCUAGCGCACUCAAGAUAUCGUAUGCCGGAAUAGUAAAGGGAGCGGCGGGAUUAUGUACCACGAUGGUGCUAGCGGCUCAUGCAUCGUCGCCUGCGACCGUAGAUGCUCUCAUGAGAGAGCUACAGAUAUCGCAGCCAAUUUUGUUGGACCGUCUGGUGAAGACCGUACCGGUCCUGCUCCCGAAAGCGUAUAGAUUGAUUGGAGAGAUGGAAGAAAUUGCUGACUUUGUUGGUGGAAGCGAGGGGGACGUCUACCGAGGUCUAGCGAGGGUAUACGAGCGGAUUGAAAAUUCGAUAGCGGGUGAUCAUGAGGAUAUAGCUACGUUGACGAAAUUUGUAGAGAAAGCAAAAGAAUCGCGCUAGGAAAGUACAGGCCAAAUGAAAUUU
This is a messenger RNA of Suillus bovinus, 1104 nucleotides long. Its product is annotated as 6-phosphogluconate dehydrogenase C-terminal domain-like protein. Gene Ontology annotation, molecular function: oxidoreductase activity, acting on the CH-OH group of donors, NAD or NADP as acceptor; NADP binding. The record is from RefSeq and is a predicted model, not a curated record. NCBI's taxonomy places the organism in Eukaryota, Fungi, Basidiomycota, Agaricomycetes, Boletales, Suillaceae. The coding region runs from base 187 to 1080 and encodes 297 amino acids. The transcript is spliced from 3 exons.